GGUACGCUUUCCAGUGUAUCAUAUAUCCACUACAGUGUUAUAUAUGUAUAAAUUAUUUCCAAUUACAUAUAGAUAUAAAUAAUACAAGUGGGAAAAAAGUGUUGGCGUAUUAUAAUUUUUACAUGGUUGAUUGAGGAAGGAACUGGAGGAACGAACCAGAGGAGAAAACAGCUGUCUAGAGGAACCAAACAGUAACACUGUGUUGGUGGCUCUUGUGUUUCUCGCUUUACGUGAAAGGUGAGCCCCAUGUUUGAGGCACACCAGGGGCCAUGGCUCACUCACCACAAGUGAUGUUGUGGGAAGAUGAUAUGGCCUUUCAGAUGAUUCCGCCAAGGUUAUCAUCAUCCCCGCCCCCCCUGGACUCGCUUCCUACUGUGACUUGCCCAGGAGAAGAGGAUGAUGAUGAAGAAUUUGGGAACUUCUCAACUCACAAUGCUUCAUUUGAUAUCACAGGAUUAUCCGAUAAGCUACCUCCUACUCCUGACACCAGUCCUUCUAAAUUUCCUGCAUUAGGACAUGUAACCGGGAAAAUUUUACCAGCAGUCCUAGAGGGAAUUAGGGAUGACACAAUUAGCCAAGAUUCUGGAGUAGGAAGUUCAAAUCAUCCAAAUGAAUUUUCUCCACAACCCCAAGCAGAUGACCAUUCAUUUGGUGAUUUCUCAACUUGUGUUACUGCCGUUUUUAAAGUGAAUAAUGAGCGAACAGAUGGUGUAGGUGUUGUUAAAAAUGAUGGUGAUGAUGGCUUAAAUAACUUUCAAGCAUUCACCUCUGCUGGUGAUGAACCUCCAAGAAUCCAGGAACCAGAAUGCUCAACUUAUUCAUCAGAUCCAAAUAUAGAUCAAGGUAAUGAUAACUUCUCUAGUCAAGUGUUCCCUACAGUGUCCGAGACUCCUGAGGGCAGUGGCAAAAGAUCACCAAGGAACAGUUUCUCCAUGAUAGGCACUCCUCCACCUCUUGAUUAUGUAGCAAACAGUGUGACUGUUGAUGAUGAAUUCUCCCGGUUUUCUCCAAAUCAUAGAGCAGCAGCUGAUGAUGAUGAUGAUGAGUUUGGGGAUUUUACAUCUAAUGAGAUAUCAGAAAUCAUCAAUGGAAAGUACUCUUACUCUGAGAGUGUUGUAUGUGAAAAAAUUUCAAUUGUACCAAAUAAUGAGGAGGUCACCUUACAACAAUCAGUUAAGGUUAUGGAAUGUUCCUCAUUAAAAAGGCAAGAAAAUCUGUCAAUUAGUUUAAAUAUUGACGAUGAUGUUACUAAUACAAGUAAAGAAAAUAAUGCCGAUAAAAACGUUGAUCAUCCAUCUCAAGAUGCUUCGCACUCAAACAGUUCUAGUGAGAAAGUGAGUGCCAGUCCUAAAAGUGUUCCUUUAUCUACCAGCAUUUGUAGUGAAAAUAGUUCACAAAUAUCCAGAACUCCCCAAGAUAAAGUAUUGAAUUUUGGAGAUAGAACACCAAGUAUCUCUUUACAAAGUGAAAAUAUUGUAACUAAGUCUACAGACAAAAAAGAUGAUGUAUCUGCAAGUGUUUCUGAAAAAACUAAGAAUGAUUUUAUCGAUGUUAGUAAGUCGAAUAUUGUUCAAGAAGUUAUGUGUUCCUCUGAAAAGGUUGAUAGUCAAAGCAAAGAAGCAGAAGAACAGGUAGAAACACACAAAACAGGUGAGAGUGAGUGGACAGAUCAUGAACAUAACAGUUUUAAAAGCAAAAGUGAAUCUGAAAAUUAUACAGAUUCCAAGUCCCAUGUAAGUGCCUAUCAUUAUGAUGGUGAUGUUAGUAGUGAAGUGAGAAUAGAAGGAAGAACAGGAAAGGAAAAUCACAGUGAGUUUAAUUGUGAUGCAUUACAAAGAGGGGCAGGAAAUGACCCCUUGGUUUCAAAAGACUUGUGCGUAGAUGAUUUUGGUGAUUUUGAUAAAGUUGAUAGUCAGGGUGAAUCAGAUUUCGGGGAUUUCAGUAAAGCAAAUGAAGACGAUGACCUUGAUUUUGCCGAUCUUAGGGAACAAGUAGAGAAUGGCACUUACGGAGCUGAGGAAACUCUACAGCCAGGUAUUAUAGGUGAUGAUGAAUAUUGUGAAGAUGUGGAUGAUGAGUUUGGUGACUUUAAUGCUCCUGUAGCAGUUACUGACAGCGAAUUUGGUGACCUUGAUAGUGCUAAUGUAGAUGAUGAUGACGACGACGACGAUGAGUUUGGUGAUUUUGCUGUACAUGACAAAGUGGGUGCUUCAUCAAAUCUGACCUGUGCACAAGCCCAUGAUUUAGAGGAGGAUUUUGGUGCAUUCAGUGGGCAAGGUGACACUAGAAACUUUGGUGACUUCAGCAUGGCUGGUGAAGAGACAGGGAAGGGAAACUUUGCUACUUCAUGGAAGGAGGCCAGCUUUGAAAAUUCAUGCAAAAGUCCUGUUUUAAAGAAGUUGGAGAGCUUAGUGCUAAAGUGGAUCCCAAGAGACCCGGCAUCGAUAAAAUUACAAGAAGAACAACCAGUCGCAACACUACACGAGGCUGUUGAAAGUGACGCGUUUGUGUGGCGCCAGCUUGAGAACUUGGAGUCGAGUGCAGCUCUCACACUGUCCUGGGGCAACACUCGAGCUCACAAUCUCUUCCUUUCCUCAGUCAACGUUGACGCUCGCAACAUUGUGAGUAAGGAGGCACUGAUCACGCUGUUUGGGCAGAAAUGGAGUUCAUCUGUUCCACUAUUUGCCCAAACACUCAGCUUCUCCCCACUCACUCCUGCAAAGCCAACAGAAGGCACUGGAGGACCUUCAGUAGGUUAUAAUGGGUGUAGUAGAGAACCAACAACUCCCCCUGCCACUGCCUCUGUAAUUCCUCCAAAGUUGAAAGAAGAAGUGCCAGUUGCAGUCUCAGCUGUGAAAGACGGCAGCUCAGAGGUUUCCACGGCCACAAAGGAGAUUUCUAGCCCAGAGCAGCAGGAAAGUUCGCUGGAUCAGGUCUAUCAAGUGGAACAGAUCCCUCCCGCCAAGUUUGACUGGACGUCUAGUGGUCUGACCAAUCCUCUGGAAGUACCAGCAUAUAAUUCAUCAUUAUUUGGCUUGGACCUUCUCUUAACGAACACUAGUAUUGGUAAAGGAGCAACUAACGCGUUGCUCGCAAGUCUAGAGCGAGAGUUUCUCAGUGAGAGCGGGGAGAAGAAUGCUAGUACCCGAAUCAAGAGCCCCCCCACGCCAUCCCCUCUAGUACAGCAGAUUUUAGGGAGUGGAUUGACCAAAGGACCUCUGACAAACACACCUCUUCAUUCGCUAGUUCCAGAGGUACGGCAGGUGGUUGAGCACUUGCCUGACUUAGGCUUCAUGCGUAGUAGAGUACUUAUGUUUCCAAUAAGAGGAGAGCAGUGAUAUGUAGAGUAGGAGAUGUAAAUAAAUUUUAUCAAGCAGGAACUACUUCAUAUGUAAUGAUAACCAUCACACUUUUAAAUUGUACCAGUUUUGUGCAAAUAGGUAAUGAAGUGCUCUUUUUAAGUCUGACUAAUAUCUACCCCCAUGACUCAGUCUUGUAUCAGUAAGUUCAUUCAUUAGCAUUUUUAAAUCAGCUGUUAAGUGCUAUGAAAUAUAUAGUGAAAAACUUAAAUAAAAAUUCAGUUAUGUAAUGUAAAGAAUAACUUUUUUCUGCAUAAUAAUACAGUACAGUAUACUGUACUGUAUUGAAGUCUUGUGGAUAUAUCCCUCCAUCAGUCUAUACUGUAGUAUAAAUGUAGUUAUCACCUGACAUUUGAAACUUGGAUUUUGCUUCACAAGAUUACUAUUAAAUAACUUAUCUAUUUAUGAAAGUUUGUUCAUUAAAUUUUGCUAGGUUGAUGAUUUUUAUGCUACUUGUUGAAAUAAAUUAAACUCACAUUUGACUUUGUCUUUACAGUUUGGAAAAAUAAGCAGACAUGGUCAGACUCCUUUAAUAACUUAUAGUGUUAAUUAAUUUUGCAAUUUUUUUAGGUUGAAGUGGUAUAUAUACUUGGAGGAUUAAUCCUGAAAACCCAUUUCUAUACUCAAGCCUAUUGCUCGGUGGCUCAUGUGAUAGGUGUACCGGACCUGCAGAUCAGGGGCCAAGGACACUUUUUUGGGGGGAGGGGGGGCUACAUCGGGGCCUGGAGGUGAAAAACAACUGAACCAUAAGUAAAAUGCAGAAUUGGAAAAAAUAAAACAGGUGAAGAGUGAGAAAUGGUAUAUAUGAUGUGUUGUCAAAGAAGAGAAACAAUUGAGACUGAAAUUGUGUGUAAAUUAGUCAGAAAGUCAGACCAGCAACCUGGGACUUGGUCACAAUUUUGUGAUGCCAUAUGGCAGCAGGGUCUACCAUUAGGCAACACAUUAUGCUGCCAAUAUCUUCCCAGGCAGUAGUACGUCCCUGAUUGAUAACUACCUACUACUGCAUACUGUAGACUAUAGUAGCUGGAAGCCAAUCUAAUAAUUUUCCAACCCUCUCCAUAGCAACCUUAAUUGGUGGUUAACGAUUCUCUACUCCCCUCCCCUUCCCCCCCUUAUACAGAAAAAAAUGGAACACAAGAAACAAGAAACUUCCACAGAUGGUGGUUGCCACCCUAACAGUAACUACUUCUGUAAUGACUUCAAAUGCCAUUGAGACAGAUCCUACUAGGGGACUUAACCCACCUAUGAAAAUAUAAAUAAGGGUAAAUCCUAUAUAAUCAUUCCCUUCCCCUCUACAAUUUGUGUAAUUUAGAAGAACAAAUCCCCCCCAUCUAUUAAAAAAAAAUCACUUAUGUUUUGACAUUUAAGAAUCAUAAUGAGCAAGAAGGUAGUCUGAUGUCAACAUUCAGUGAUAGUUUUAAAUUUAAUACUGACAGUGAGGUCAGCUAGGUUCUACUUUGUGUGUCAGCAACACUUGUCAGCUUAAGUCAUUAUCAAUCCUCUUUUCUGAGAUGUAACAGCUAGUGAUGUCGGGGCCAACCGCUUCCAAUCACAAGGGUUGACACAAUAAUAUUGUUAAUGUUGGGAUCAUGGGUCAGCCUGUCAGGUCAUAAAUAAUAGGGCAGUCCCAGCUCAUCACUUCAGGUUUAGGAGGCGCAUCAUAGUGUGAACUUGUGGAUUUACUUCACUGAAAGAUUUCAAAUUAUAAGGUAAGAAGCAGUCAAACUAAUUCUGUAAACACCAUUAUGCUUUCUAAAAUGAUGUAAAGGAUGUAUUUUUUUUAUGAUUAUGUUCAAAGGCACAUUUCAACAAGUCUCGAAAGUCAUUGCCCCUUCAAUCACAACAAAUCUGUGCCAGUGAUUAGGCUGCAUUUACACCAAACGAGUUGAGUCAAGACUCGUCUCGACUCACCAUUGCAGUUCACAUUAAUUUAUAUGCAUUUUUCCAGAAACCGUUCAUACCGAAAGAGUAGAGUCGAGUCGAGUCGAGUUAUGUCAUGUAAUAUAUACGUAUGGCUGGACCCAUUUUUUCGUCAGUCACCACAUGUCCAUUGUGGUGUGAGCAACAUCAUGCAAGUGGAUGAUUUGAUAAAUUUAGUUUGGGAGUGCCCUGCUCUCUCUGAUCAUGUCAUGUCCACCAACUUCUUCAAGUUUUCAGUUGUCAUCCUAAAGAAAUUGUACUGUAGAAUUUGUCAGGAUGGUUCACCAAGUCUGGGAAUAAAUGACUAAAGGCACCAAAAUCUGGUCUUUUGGGGUUGAUUUCAUGUAUCCACAAUCGGGUUCUCCUCCUCCUAUGGCGCCAAACCCACAAUAGAGCAUAUAGUUCAGCGAGAGAAUAUGUGUCCGAACUGGUUGGCAAACCUGACUCGUUUUGACUCUUUCUGUGUGAAUGGGAAUGAGUUAAAUGACUCUAAUAAAUCGACUCAACUCGUUUGGUGUAAAUGCAGCCUUAGACCUGCUUUGAAUGCCAGCUGCUGGUUCUAAUCUCCCUCCCUAUGGUUGCAGUAGGGAGGGAUGGAAUAGUCCUCAGAUAAGUUCUCAGUCAUUACCGUUUUGGGUUUCCAGCCUGCAGGUCAAGUGAGAGCAUUACACGAGCCACCUAGCAGAGUGCAUUAGGUUUAAAAUGUAUUUAUGUAAUGUUACACAAAUAUACUUGGUUAUGGGACUAGUCAGUUUAGAUGUGUACUGAUUAUAUUCUUAUGUUCAGAUUUUAUUAAGUCUAGCAGACACACAAGUGCUCAAAAUUGGAAGUUGACUAACCCUCCUGUGAAAUAGUCUGUAUUUGGCUUCAAUGGAAAGUUUAAAAGUACAGUACCUGUAAUUUGUCCUAGUUUCCAAAAUGUCUCACUGAAACCGAUUUAGUUUGUACCCCCUAACUGUUCAUGUACAGUUAUUAAAUAUUAUCUAGGCAUAAAAAGGGAAUCCCAUUAUGUGCCAUUAAUGUUAGUGCUCUAUGGAGUGUCUUAAGUUAUGCAUUAUACAAGGACAGUAUAUGCCCCCAAAAUGCCACAAUAAUUACUGUACGUUUACUUAUGGUAUUUUUCCAGGUUUUAAAUUUACAGUAUUCUGCUUUUCAUAUAGACAAUUUAGUAAUGCUAAAUAAUAUGUGAAUAAUAUUUUCCAACUGAAUUAUUUAUCAUUAAUCAGCUGUAAACUUUCAAAGAUAUUGCAUGUUAGUCAUUCCUAAUUUAUGUGCUACAGUACUUAAAGAAUGCUUGUGUGCAUGAGCACCUUAUGGGUGGAAAAUGUAGCCUUGCAGCUACAUAUAAUUGUAAUAAGACUUAACAGUGCUCAAGGUGCAUCGGGUUGGUCCACUCAACAAUGUACAGUACAGGCAUAUCAUGGCUUGAUAGUUUUUUCUCCCUCCCUGCAUGAUUUCUUUGAGCAUCUUCGGUUAGUUGAAAUAUGUGAAAUUUACUUAUUAAUUUUUUUUUUCAGCAGCUCAAAUCUUGCAUCAUGGAUUUUAUGUGCCUUAGGUUCAUGAAAAUGCAUUGUGAACAAUUUUACAGGGAAUAUUUUUUACCCAUUUUCAAGUGUUUUUAUACAACUGGAUCCCCGGUUUUGCAGGUCAAGUUAUUUUUAUUUUCUCUUCCAUUGAGCAAAUAUAAAAUACCACUGUGUGGGCGGGCAUAUAAUGUACUCCAGGUAUGACAACUUGCACAUUGAUAUUACCAUUACUAACCUAUAUCAGAAUUUUUAUUAUUCAAAGCUUCCUGUGUUUAAGGUAAAAAUUAAACAGUGCUAUAUAGUGGAGAUAUUAGCUCUAUAUCAAACAGUACUUUUGAAAACGGUAUCAAUUCGACUGAAUAUAUGAAUUGUGUAUUGCACAUUAGAAGCGUAGGAUAUUUGAUAGAGUUUCUAUUGGGAAUAUUACCUUCUUGGUGUGAAUAAGGUAGAAUUUGUGAAUAAGUAUAGGCAUAAAAAUCAUAAGUUUUAACUGUUUCAGUGGUCUGUUGAUAAAAGGAGAAUUUAGCAAAAAAAAAAAAAAAAAUUAUAAGCUUUCUAGAAAUCUCAAACACUUCUGUGACAUUGGGUCACUGAGAUCUUAAAACGGACACCCAUCUAGAUGAUAGAUAUUAAAGAAAAUUGGAGAACUGUACUCUUGUAAAAUGGGUGCACACUGACCUUUAAUUUUCUUAGGCCUGUCAUCUUAAAUAAUUUCCCUCCACGUACAUUGAUCAGUUAGCCAUUAUUUAGUGGUAUUUGUGGAUGUCUAAUGGAAUUAUAUGUAUUUUAAAUUUAUAACAUUAUGUGCAUUAUGGUUGUACACACUAUUUUGUACAAAGCUCUUGAAAAUACUACUGUACUGGUUUAUUGAAAUGUCUUGCACAGUGAGCGACAAAACUAUCUUCCCAGUUUUGGAUGAAUGUAUCGUGGGAAGCAUUGGAACAGUUGGCAAAUAGGCAAAAGCCAGUUAGUUGGCAGUUCUGAUAAAAUUUCCACUGUGACAGUAACUUGCUGGGGGAUUGGAUCACUAGACUACUAAGUGAGGGGUUUUGUAGGUACUGUAACCAGAUUUAUGUGAGGUCUUUCUUUAUUUGCUUGUGCUGUUCCCAGUUUAUAAACCAGGUACAAGAAGUGAUAAUACAGUAAAUGAAAAUCAUGUACAGUGCAUGGAGACAGUCACUAGUCCUUUACCAUACUGAGUGCAUGUCACGUAGACAUUCCAGUGCUACUUUCUGAAAUAAGUAUUUGUGAAAAUACCGCUUGUGUAUAUAGUGUUGUGUCUGUCUGUAAAUAUCAAAAUUAGUGUAACCAGUGCAACAACCUAAAUAAAUUAAAAAAAAAAAUUUGUAAAUAAAAAAUUAAUUUGCAAGAGGUUGGCAGCAGUACCCAGGUGACAGCCAUAUUACCAAGGGCAUAGAACUGUUAAACACAGAGUGGGACUUUUCUUUUUCCACAUAAUUUCCUAAGACUUUAAGAAAAUGCAGAAACCAACUUUUAUAAUUGAUGCAGUAGAUUGGUUGAAAGACCUUGAUGAAUCCUUCGGCUGUUAGGUAAUAUUGCAUGUAAGAUAUAUAUAUAUGUUGGGCUCAGAAACCGAAAAGCGACCACAAUGCGUUGUGGUUGUUUUCAAAAUAACCAGGAAGCGAAAUUUUGUGUCUUGGAUUUCACCCUAACCUAACCUAACCCAAUCCGAUCCAAACUAACCUUUAGCAAAAUCUUGCUUCUGGUUAUUUUUCAAGCAACCACAACGCGUUGUGGUCUCUUCGGUUUCUGAGCCCAUCAUAUAUACCAGCAUCAUGAUGUACACUUGCUACAAAAAGUAUCUGCAAAAUUUUUGGCUAGACAGUAUGACAACGGAUGAAGGAUUUUGACAACCCUACCGAGACAAGAGGCGUCACGGUGUUCAUUUUGAAACUCGUCGAACCCCACCUUACAGAUACUUUCUGUAGCGAGUGUACAAGUUGGCCACACAGGAAGGGAAAUAAUUUGUGGCCACAAAUUGUCUCACUUUCUAUGUGGCCAACUGUACAUGCUAGUAGUUUUGCAUCAUCUUGGUUAAACCAUUUUUUUUACAACCCUCAAUGAGUUGGAUAUCUCUUUCAUCUUUUAUGAUCAUAUAAAGUUGAUGAAUAUAUGGUCAGUCAUAUAUCUGGACCAUCCUUAAGUAACUGUAAUGUCAGUACAGUACUACAAUAUUUGAGUCUUGUAAACAGUCAAGUUCCUGAAAUAUCUGGGAAAUAAAACAACCCCAACAUUAAUCAAGAAUUUACAAAGAAUACUUGUUGUGCUGAUUAGUUACAUAUAUGUAAUGUAUAGAAGGAAUAAGAAUUGUGUUCAUGUCUGAGGACUUCUUUCACGUAAUGUAUACUGUGUAUGUUAAAUACUGUAUGUUGUACCUUAAUUUCAAAAUAAGAUGGCAAAAACAUAAACAUAGUUGUCAUAUAUAUCUAAAAACACACAAAAGAAACACUAAAAUUUGCCUAAAAAAACAGUGCUAAUUUAAAUGACUGUGUGGAGAAGUGGGAAUUCUGUUAACAAAUCAGGUAACAAAAUUAUACUGUACAGUAUUAGGUAAGAGUAUGGAAGUGAAGAGAGUGUCUGGAAAGUAUUCUGAAGUUGGCAGCAUUCCUGAAAGACCACCUAAUGAUUUUGCAGUGUGAAUACAUGUUUGGCCCAAAAUAGGAACAUCACUGAAUGGGUGUACCUCGAAUAAAAGCAAACAUCACAGGUGGAGGAGUUAAGUGUAUAUACUGUAUGCUUAGCUUAUAAAAUACCUUCAUGUUAUCUGGGUUUGUACUGUUUUAAGAUGUCUUAGUUUGUAUUUUGUUGCAAAAAUAAAUCUCUUCUUUAAUGGUUAGGCAAUUGAGCUUGUAAUAUUUUAUGUAGUGAACUGCAUUUUGCAGUGUAUUCUUAUAUCUUUACAUUUUUAGAAGUGUAAAUACUUUUUUUACACUUACAAAGCCUAAUAGGAGCAUUCUGUAGACCUCCUUUAUAGAGCAGUAGGUAAAAUAGGAUGUUAGGUUUUCUUUCAGAAUGCACUGUUCAUAUCUUUAUUUAUUGAAUAUUCAGAAGCUUUGAAUGACUAUCACAGGAAAAUAUGUACUUCAGUUAUUUAACCAAAGACUUCAUGUAUGUGAUUUUAAUAUUAAAGUUCAAUAGGAUGAUUUGUAAAAUGUAGGAUUGUAGGGGAAACAUAUUUGUUGAACUUUUGCAUAACAUUCCACAUCAUCCUUUCUAUGAAAUGACACCUCUUGCUUUUAGUCUGUUGGACAUUAUUGGUUGUGUAUUACGGUACCCUAAAUAAUAAUAUAUAAAUAUAUAUAUAUAUAUAAUAUUGCUAUACAGAUGCUGGAUAUUGUUUCAAAAAAUCAAAGUUACAUA
Molecule: messenger RNA, 10186 nt
Organism: Homarus americanus (American lobster)
Lineage: Eukaryota; Metazoa; Arthropoda; Malacostraca; Decapoda; Nephropidae
Product: aftiphilin-like
Exons: 10
Coding region: 270-3338 (1022 amino acids)
Biological process (GO): intracellular transport
Cellular component (GO): AP-1 adaptor complex; trans-Golgi network membrane
Molecular function (GO): clathrin binding
Source: RefSeq, a predicted model, not a curated record